Molecule: messenger RNA, 1089 nt
Organism: Tuber melanosporum (Perigord truffle)
Lineage: Eukaryota; Fungi; Ascomycota; Pezizomycetes; Pezizales; Tuberaceae
Exons: 7
Coding region: 122-871 (249 amino acids)
Cellular component (GO): Golgi membrane
Source: RefSeq, a predicted model, not a curated record
ACUUUCCAGAUAGCGACUUCACAACGACACAUCAAGACAUCACUGCACAACGUCAUCACGAUUCUCAACACUCGGUAUCCUAUCACUAUCACACCCUAACAACCUAAAGACCGGGACGAGAAUGUACGCACCCCGUACUUCACCUCCGCCCACGCGAUCAACCUUCGCUCCACAUAUCGCUGCCCCACGACAUGGUGGUCGCUCGGAUUCUAGCUCGGGUUCGCGACUACCGUUGUUCUUUCGAAGAAUGAUCAAAUUCCCUCAGAUGGACUUUGAGAUGGCGAUCUGGGAAAUGACAUAUCUGAUAAUGGCUCCUAAGAAAGUCAUCCGAACAAUAUACUAUCAUAAACGAAAAAUACCUGGUCUCGCGAUGACCCCAUUCGCUUCGAUCAUGAGAUUGAUAUUUUCGCUAGUAUUUCUGCACUUUUUGCUCACUUCCGUGAUAUUCGCAUCGACAGGCUACAUAAUGUGCGGGAGGUUUCUGAAAGUGCCGGGAACGGGUGGCCUUGGAAGGGCUGGUGUUGUGGCCGGUGAAGGAGAGAUGGAAUUCAUGUACUGUCUCGAGAUAGGCGUCAGAGCCUUCUUUCCGGUUUGGGUUUUCUUGUACGUUAUACAAUUCUUGAUGAUGCCGAUAUUGACAAAGGAUUACUGGAUAUCGAUAUUCCUGGGGAACUCCUUAUAUCUGAUUGCAUUCUCAUUCUAUUGUGUUAUAACCUUCCUGGGAUACAAUGCACUUCCCUUUCUGCAUCAUACGGAAAUAAUGCUAUUCCCAAUAUUCGUCCUAGUGGUUCUAUGGGCGAUCAGUUUGUUUGGCUUUAACUUGACCAAACAUAUUGUGCCAAUUCUCUUACCUGUGACGGGGAGAAUAUGAUAUCGCUCCUGGGUCUCCAGGGGAAGCUACUUUCCUUGUGGUUCGAACUUGGCGAAAAGGAAAAAGAAAAAAGUAAUAGAUUUAGGAUUAUCGGGUGUUCUAGUGCUAAGCGGUUUCCUUUUUUGUCUCUCUCGUUCAUCAUUAGCAGUUCGAAAAGUAAUUUUUUUCUAUUUGUAUAUUAUUAUCUUCGCAAUGGAUCGGAGGGGUUGCAUAUCGGU